AUGUCCACAACACAGACAAUGGCGCCCGCCAGGCCCCUCGAGCAGAUAAAGCGCGAGACCAAGGCUGCCAACCGCGCGCCCCAUCUCCGCAAACAAAACUUCACCGGCACAGACCAGAUUGACAUGCUCGACGAUGUCGGCAUCGGCGGCGCUUACCACCACGACGGGCCCUACGACGCCACUCUGGCCUCCCGCAACCGCGACAAGCGCUACGCCCCGGUAGAGGCCGUCAAGGAGACAAACAUGGCCGCCCUCCGCGCCACCCCGCGCGAGCGCAUCCAGGACUCUCUAAAACACCAUGUGCCCCUCUCGGGCACCGCAGAGGUGCCCCCCGGCAUGACCGACCGUUUCGGCCGCGUGCUCGACUUUGAGGAGGGCGACGACCUUAUGCGGGACUCAGACGCCCCAGGCGGGCCCUACGCGCGCUACGAGCACGUGCCGUACCACCCAGAGGAUCUCAAGGGCAAGGGAGAGCCAUCCUUCACCAUCGAGCGGGAUCGGAAAGCCCGCAAGCAUGCCAAGUCAAAGUCCAUGGGCUCAGCCAACGGCACCAAUGUCUACGAGAUGCAGCCCCAGGCGGGCAGGGCAUCCGCCUCCGGCAGGGAGCAGCACCCCGGCGAGGUCGGUAGGGGCGCUAAGAACGGCACCACCCCCAUCACUCGGCAGCGCAGCAGCUCCUCGGGCGCCUUUCCAUCAAACUCUCGCAGCUCGCCACUCGGUGCAAGUGGUAGUGGCGACCUUUCCCGCAGGGCGUCGACUAGCAAGCGGCUCAGCGGCGGGCUCAAGCGGACAUUUGGCAGUCUGCGCAGGCGACACCAUGCAGAGUAA
Messenger RNA from Microdochium trichocladiopsis, 828 nucleotides. RefSeq lists its product as uncharacterized. Bases 1 to 828 code for a protein of 275 amino acids. NCBI's taxonomy places the organism in Eukaryota, Fungi, Ascomycota, Sordariomycetes, Xylariales, Microdochiaceae. Gene Ontology annotation, cellular component: cytoplasm. The record is from RefSeq and is a predicted model, not a curated record. The transcript is spliced from 2 exons.